UGAACUGGAAGUGUUCAGCACUGCCUGGGAGACCAGGCGGUAAACAGUGAACAGAAAUCGCUGGUGGUCUCAGGAGAAACCCACCUUGGUGAUCAUGUUUGCGGUACACCUGGUGGCGUUUUACUUCACCAAGCUGAAGGAGGACCAGAUCAAGAAGGUGGACAGGUUCCUAUACCAUAUGCGGCUCUCAGAUGAGACCCUUCUGGAUAUCACAGCACGGUUCCAGGCCGAGAUGGAGAAGGGGCUGGGGAAGGACACCAACCCCACAGCCUCUGUGAAGAUGCUGCCCACCUUCGUCAGGGCCAUUCCGGAUGGCUCAGAAAAUGGGGAGUUCCUUUCUCUGGAUCUUGGAGGGUCCAAGUUUCGGGUCUUGAAGGUGCAAGUCUCUGAAGAGGGGAAGCGACACGUCCAGAUGGAGAGUCAGUUCUACCCCACGCCCAAUGAAAUCAUCCGGGGAAACGGCACGGAGCUGUUUGAAUAUGUAGCUGACUGCCUGGCCGAUUUCAUGAAGACCAAAGGGCUGCAGCAGAAGAAAUUACCCCUUGGCUUUACCUUUUCUUUUCCCUGCAGACAGACCAAGUUGGAGGAGGGCGUCCUGCUGUCAUGGACCAAGAAAUUCAAGGCACGGGGAGUUCAGGACACAGACGUCGUGUGCCGUCUGACCAAAGCCAUGAGAAAACACAAGGACCUGGAUGUGGAUGUUCUGGCCUUGGUCAAUGAUACCGUGGGGACCAUGAUGACAUGUGCCUAUGACGAUCCGUACUGUGAAGUUGGCGUUAUCAUUGGAACGGGCACCAACGCUUGCUACAUGGAGGACAUGAGCAACAUUGACCUCGUGGAAGGCGACGAGGGGAGGAUGUGCAUCAACACGGAGUGGGGGGCCUUCGGGGACGACGGGGCCUUGGAGGACAUCCGCACAGAGUUUGACAGGGAGCUGGACCUCGGCUCGCUCAACCCGGGGAAGCAGCUGUUCGAGAAGAUGAUCAGCGGCCUGUACCUGGGGGAGCUCGUUAGGCUUAUCUUGCUGAAGAUGGCCAAGGCUGGCCUCCUGUUUGGUGGUGCGAAAUCCUCUGCUCUCCUCACAAAGGGCAAGAUUGAAACGCAACAUGUGGCCGCCAUGGAGAAGUAUAAAGAGGGCCUUGCCAACACGAGAGAGAUCCUGGUGGACCUGGGCCUGGAGCCAUCUGAGGCUGACUGCAUUGCUGUCCAGCAUGUCUGCACCAUUGUCUCCUUCCGUUCGGCCAAUCUCUGUGCAGCAGCCCUGGCGGCCAUCCUGACACGCCUCCGAGAGAACAAGAAGCUGGCUCGGCUCCGGACCACAGUGGGCAUGGACGGCACACUCUACAAGAUCCACCCUCAGUACCCCAAACGCCUCCACAAGGUAGUGAGGAAACUGGUCCCAAACUGUGACGUCCGCUUUCUACUAUCAGAGAGUGGUAGCACCAAGGGAGCCGCCAUGGUGACCGCAGUGGCCUCCCGCGUGCAGGCCCAGCGGAAGCAGAUUGAUGAGGUGUUGGCUUUCUUUCGACUGACCCGAGAGCAGCUGGUGGGGGUGCAGGACAAGAUGAGUGCUGAGCUCGAGUAUGGGCUGAAGAGGACGACCCAUGCGCUGGCUACAGUCAAGAUGCUGCCCACCUAUGUCUGUGGCAUGCCGGAUGGCACAGAGAAAGGCAAGUACCUUGCUCUGGAUUUGGGGGGAACUAACUUUCGGGUCCUCCUGGUGAAGAUCAGAAGUGGACGGAGGUCAGUGCGAAUGUACAACAAGAUCUUUGCCAUCCCUCUGGAGAUCAUGCAGGGCACUGGUGAGGAGCUGUUUGACCACAUUGUGCAGUGCAUUGCUGACUUCCUGGACUACAUGGGCCUCAAGGGGGCCCAGCUGCCUUUGGGCUUCACGUUCUCCUUUCCCUGCAGGCAGGCGAACAUCGACAAGGGUACUCUCAUAGAGUGGACCAAAGGCUUUAAGGCCACCGACUGUGAAGGGGAGGAUGUGGUGGACAUGCUCAGGGAAGCCAUCAAGAGAAGAAAUGAGUUUGACCUGGACAUAGUUGCAGUUGUGAAUGACACAGUGGGGACCAUGAUGACCUGUGCCUAUGAAGAUCCUAACUGUGAGAUUGGCCUGAUUGCGGGGACAGGAAGCAACAUGUGCUACAUGGAGGAGAUGAGGAACAUCGAGUUGGUGGACGGAGACGAAGGGAAAAUGUGCAUCAACACCGAGUGGGGAGGCUUCGGAGAUAACGGCUGCAUAGACGACAUCCGGACGCAGUACGACGUGGAGGUGGAUGAGGGUUCCUUGAAUCCUGGCAAACAGCGAUAUGAGAAGAUGACCAGUGGCAUGUACCUGGGGGAGAUUGUGCGGCAGAUCCUGAUCGACCUGACCAAGCAAGGUCUCCUCUUCCGUGGGCAGAUUUCAGAGCGCCUCAGGACCAGGGGCAUCUUUGAGACCAAGUUCCUAUCCCAGAUUGAAAGUGACCGGCUGGCCCUCCUCCAGGUCAGGAAGAUCCUGCAGCAGCUGGGCCUGGACAGCACAUGUGAGGACAGCAUCGUGGUGAAGGAGGUGUGCGGAGCCGUGUCCCGGCGGGCUGCCCAGCUCUGCGGUGCUGGCUUGGCUGCUGUCAUGGAAAAAAGGAGACAAGACCAGGGGCUUGAGCACCUGAAGAUUACCGUGGGUGUGGAUGGCACCUUGUACAAGCUGCACCCUCACUUUUCCCGAGUCCUGCAGGAAACGGUGAAAGAAUUGGCCCCCCAGUGUGACGCGAUGUUCAUGCUGUCGGAAGAUGGCAGCGGGAAGGGAGCAGCUCUGAUCACUGCGGUGGCCAAGAGGAUGCAGCAGGCACGGAGGGAGCACUAGGGGUCCCCGAGGUCGGCCUGAUGCGCCUCGGAUCCCGCCAGGCCCCUCCUCUGGCAUAGGAGGGGGCUGGGUCCACAUGGGGCCCACUUGGCUGCCUCGGCCUCCAGAGCUGGAAGAAAACCUCGCGUCCUGGGACUCGCUAAGCGUUACUUGUUACUGGUUUGCACUGACUUUAACUUUACAAGACAACUCCACUUGGCAUAUUGGGGCCAAGGUUAGGCCAACUUGGUGAAAUCAGAGGAUCUGGCCUGGGAGGUCCCCUUUCAGCAGAAUUUCAACUGAGGCCUGAGGGGCUAGGUCUCUGUGGCUUUGGGGUCCUGUGACUGUGGGACUUGGAGGUGUAAAUAGACCCUGCCCCUGGGGCCUGGCUGGCUGGUCUCCUCCUUGGGAUACUUGAGCCAUCUGAAGCAGCAGGUUGGGCCCUUUGCCUGUAGGCAAACACCUGACAAGGAGAGAGGCUCCUGUAAUGAGCUAGGGCCCUAAUCUAACUUGUCCUUAACUUGUCGUGUUGGCUUCAAGUGUGAGGCAAGAAUAAAGCCUUGGAGUGCUCAGCUCUGGGGGCAGAGGGCUGAUGGCUGGGAGUCCCGUAGGAAUCUUUCUUACUUCUGGGGAACUGCACGAGCACCCUGGGGGAUUUUGUUGCUUAUUUUGCAUGUGUCAGGGCACACUUGAUGCAUGUGGUUUUUAUCUUGGGAGUGAUAGGACUUGUGUUGUGCUGUCAGUGU
This is a messenger RNA of Octodon degus (degu), 3573 nucleotides long. It is a transcript of the gene Hkdc1, whose product is annotated as hexokinase domain containing 1. Gene Ontology annotation, biological process: intracellular glucose homeostasis; glycolytic process; glucose 6-phosphate metabolic process. Gene Ontology annotation, cellular component: cytosol; mitochondrion. The transcript has 19 exons. NCBI's taxonomy places the organism in Eukaryota, Metazoa, Chordata, Mammalia, Rodentia, Octodontidae. Bases 95 to 2848 code for a protein of 917 amino acids. The record is from RefSeq and is a predicted model, not a curated record. Gene Ontology annotation, molecular function: mannokinase activity; D-glucose binding; fructokinase activity.